GUUUACGGGCCCUACCAUCCGGCUAUUAAAAUCGCCCGCCGCACGGCAUAUUACUCCAUCCUUAUCCUGUGCAGCAUUUUAUCAUCCCCUUUCCCUGCAUCCCCGGCUCUAUUCCCUCAUAAAAUGGGUCUUUUCAAAAUGUCACCUUUUCUAUAUUUUUUCGCUGUCCUCAUCGUGGCUGUCCAGUGUACGGACACAGCCGCUACCGCUGACCUUUCCUCACAGGACCUCUCGGCGAAUUAUCAGAAGGGCUGCAUGCUGGUAUGUACCAUGUAUCCCACCAGUGUCAAGUGUUUCCGCUGUAAGAAUCGCAUACCCAUGCGGUUUGGCAAGCGGAGUGGACUGUUGGAGGAGCAUGCACCGCGCCUGCUGUCGCCCAUGUUUAUGUGGGAGAUCCGCGAUCCGGAUACGGAUGAGAAGGCGCUCCUUUUUACCUUUGCCAAUGCCGGACAGCGCUCCAGUCCGGCUGCUGCUAUGAACGCUGGGCAGAGAUAACCACGGAUCAACGGUUUUAUGCAUGCAUAUUAGACGCAGUAUUUAAUGUAGUUGUUCAGACUGUGAGCCAAUCGGGAUUACAGCUUUAAUCUUACUCUCCAAUUUGUUUUAUAUUUUAUGAGUAAAUGCCGACGGAUUGCAGGUUUUAAAUUAGUAGAAUUUGGAUGCCGAUAUAAUUAUAUGCUGCUUGCGAUCAAAGGACGAGCGUUGCUCAUAGCGCGAUUUUACUGGCCGGUAUUAUGUCUAGUUUUUUGGUUUUGUUUCGUUUCUGCUGAAAAAUGUAUGAGUUAAUUUAAAGGUGCAUGCAUGCACUCUACUCUGCGAUGCAUUUUUUCUAAAUCAUGAGAAAAUGUGAAUCAUGAGAAUGUUUUAAUAGAAAUUAGUGUAAAUCAUGAGAAUGUCAUGAUAAUCAUGAGAAUGUUUUGAUAGAAAUUAGUGAGUCUCAGCUGCGAAGACUUGGAAUUAGCAUGAUGCAGCUGUUCUUUCAUAGUUAUAUGUACAGAGUAGCUGUAGAGCGUACUCAGUUACUGAGAGGGAACAAAAAUCGGCCCUAAUAAAACU
Molecule: messenger RNA, 1056 nt
Organism: Paramacrobiotus metropolitanus
Lineage: Eukaryota; Metazoa; Tardigrada; Eutardigrada; Parachela; Macrobiotidae
Exons: 1
Coding region: 124-495 (123 amino acids)
Source: RefSeq, a predicted model, not a curated record